AUGCUGCUGUGUGACCGAGGCGUGCAGAUGCUCAUCACUACAGUGGGCGCGUUUGCCGCCUUCAGCCUCAUGACCAUCGCAGUUGGCACAGACUACUGGCUUUACUCCAGAGGAGUGUGUAAAACCAAAGUCAACCAUGAAAACGAAACAAGCAGGAAAAACGAAGAAGUGAUGACCCACUCGGGAUUGUGGAGAACCUGCUGCCUGGAAGGGACAUUUCGUGGAAUGUGUAAGAAGAUUGAUCACUUUCCAGAGGAUGCUGAUUAUAAACAGGACACAGCUGAGUAUUUACUGCGUGCACUCCGAGCCUCCAGUGUGUUUCCAAUCAUGAGUGUAGGUUUGUUGUUUUUGGGUGGGUUGUGUGUCGCAGCGAGUGAAUUUUACAGGAGCAAACACAAUGUCAUCCUCAGUGCCGGAAUCUUCUUCGUCUCUGCUGGUCUUAGUAACAUUAUUGGAAUAAUUGUCUACAUCUCAGCUAACUCAGGUGACCCAGGUCAAAGUGACUCAAAGAAGAGUUACUCGUAUGGUUGGUCCUUUUAUUUUGGUGCUCUUUCCUUCAUCAUGGCCGAGACAGUGGGGGUACUGGCUGUGCACAUGUUUAUCGAAAAACAUCGCAAGCAGCAACGUGCCAAGACACUCAUCAAAAAGUCUAGUCUCGGCUUUGGCCGCAUCCCUACAUACCGUUACAGUUUUGGGCGCCGCUCCAGCGAAACACCAUCACGUGAUGUCCCCAUGUUCACACUCUCACGCGACUCUGACAAAACUGCUGCAGGGAAGCUGCUUGACUCUGACAGAGACUUCCUGCACAACUCUAAUGCUAAGGAUGCAGCCAAUCGGAGAACGACACCAGUGUGAUAUAGAUGGAUAGAAAAACAGGACCCAGGAAGUGGCGUCAAGACACACAACUCUCCAGAAGGAUAGAAAACACAUGAUCAGCAGCAACAAAGCACACAGGAAGUGACAUCAAAAUAACUUUACAAGCCUUCUCUCUUAAUAUGAACCUUCUUCCUAUGAUAAUAGAAAAGCCUAGCUCGUGAUUGUUAGAUCUUUUAAAUUUGUUGACUGAUUU
Messenger RNA from Neoarius graeffei (lesser salmon catfish), 1069 nucleotides. RefSeq names its product calcium channel, voltage-dependent, gamma subunit 3b (gene cacng3b). NCBI's taxonomy places the organism in Eukaryota, Metazoa, Chordata, Actinopteri, Siluriformes, Ariidae. Bases 1 to 855 code for a protein of 284 amino acids. Gene Ontology annotation, biological process: transmission of nerve impulse; regulation of AMPA receptor activity; neurotransmitter receptor internalization. The record is from RefSeq and is a predicted model, not a curated record. The transcript has 4 exons. Gene Ontology annotation, cellular component: AMPA glutamate receptor complex; postsynaptic density membrane. Gene Ontology annotation, molecular function: voltage-gated calcium channel activity; channel regulator activity.